CAAAUAGCCGGGUGGUAGUUGGCAUCAGUCGGCGUCUCCAGCAGGUUUGUUUCGGUUCGUUAGGGCAACUAAGUCAUAGUCACUUUUCUCGCUUUAAAGUUUUGGCUUCUCUGCUACUUUUUUGGAGGGGUUUCUUCUACAACAAUGUUGAGCAGCGUCGCUCUGCGGGCUCAGAUCGCCUCCGUAAUCGAUGCCUUGUCCAAAGCAGCCGUGGAGGAAAUCGCCAAAGUUGUGGAGGAUGGCAUUGUGGUACUGCGGCUGGAAAUGUGUCAGGGUGAAAACGAGAUCAAGAAGCUAAAGAGCAACAUCGAGGUUCUGCACAAAGAGCUGAGAUCACUGCAGGAGAGAGUGACCCUGCGACCUGACAGUCAUGGGAGAGAGGGUAGUCAGAGUGAUGUUUGUGAUGAACGGGCCUUGCUUGAAAAGGUGCCCUCUGAUGAGGACCAAAACAACAUUUCCAUAUCCGAGGUGCAGGUGAAAUGUGAGCCUGAAGAAGAAGGAAGUGAGGAUGCCGGAGGACAACCUGACCAGCUGGGAGAAGAACCUGCCUCGUAUGAAAGGGACAGUGCACAGUGGAGACCAACCACUCAGACAGGACACAACAAUGCACAUUAUUUAGAUUUAGGGCAGAACUCCUUGGCGUGUCUGCCUGAAUCUCCGUUAGACACCGAGCUGUCUGCGCCCUGCAGCAGCUCCGGUGUGUUCCAACACAGCCCGUACAGCCGCGGGAUGCUGGGUUACGGCCAGUAUCGUAACUCAUACAACACCGUGCGGAAGAGAACGUCAAAGAGGUUGAUGUUUAAGAAAGGCUUCAUCUGUCCGUAUUGUGGUAAAUAUUUUGAGCGUUCUGGGCACAUGGAAAGGCACAAAAGGAUUCACACUGGUGAGAAACCGUAUCGCUGCGAGACAUGUGGGAGACAGUUUAAUCAGAAAUGCAGCCUGAAGGAGCACACAAAGAUUCACAGGAGAGGUACUCAGCCCAGCCCUCUUGAGGUAAAAGUGGAUGAAAAGAGUCAGAUUGCCAAGUUGAAUCCGUGUCCUGACAGUCUUCCCCCUAAGGACGAGAGCCAGGUGAAUGCUGAAGAUGGCCUACCUAAGAAUGAGGACAUUCUCACAACAACCAUACACAUCAAAUCUGAGCCUGCAGAGGAGAAUAUAGUACAAUCAGUGUUUCAUGAAGGAAAUGAGCAGACAAGGGAAGAAGAGAACAACUUUACAACAUUUGAGAGAGGCAGCCAGCAGUGGAUGUCCAGAUUACAGGGACAAAACAACACAGAGAUCAGCAGUACAGAGUAUCUCAGCAGCUCGGCGCCGGGUAUGACAUCCUUCCAGGGGAUAACUCAGUUACUGCCGCCACCCGUCGAAGCCUCGUGUAGCACAUUCUCCUUUCCAGGGAAGCCAUAUGGGGAACUCAAAAACAGCAUGGUGUCACAAACACCUUAUGGAUCCUCAGACACACUCAUGAUAUCAAGUGAAGCAGGCUUGCAAGGUAUGGCGGGAGCCACGUUGGAUCACCACAGACAUAGAGGAAGCAGGUCUUUUCAGGUGAUUAAACCGAAGAAAUGCUUCGCUUGCUCGUACUGUGGCAAAGUCUUCGAGCGUGCCGGCCACCUGGAGAGACAUUUGCGAAUUCACACUGGGGAGAAGCCUUACGGUUGCCAUAUCUGCGGGAGGUGCUUCAAUCAGAAGAGUAGCCUCAAGGGCCACAUGAAGACGCACAGAAAUGGUGAGAACAAGGAAGUGCUGGAGGCACAUCACUUGAUGUCUACAAUGCCUGACAAUCAACCGCUGAAGAAAGUGGCAGAACCCAAGACCAGGCUGACAGUUUUAGAGGAACAGUUACCCGGCACCACGUACAGAGAGGCAGCUGGUGAGCAAACAGUGAUGGUGAAACUGAAGCCAAAUGGGAAAGAUUUGACGAGUCUAAGUCAGGCAGGGACUGAUAAUGGGACGGGAGGACCAGACCAAAGUCAGGUGUGGACAUCUGGGAUAGAGAAGAGUAGUGAUACUGAACAAACCGUCUGUGUAGUUUUACAUGAUGACGAGUACACACUGAGUCCUGUUGCUGGAGCAUCCAAUGAGCAGCAUGAAUAUACAUCACCAAUAAGGAUUCUGCCUUUUCUAGAUGACAAAGAAAAGGAAGAAAUGAUGCAAAACAAUCAGUAUUCAAUAAUGGGAAUGCAAUCAAGAAGCUCUGAUAUGACUCUGGCUCCUGAGCUGCAGGAUCAACAUACUGCAGCAGAGGUGGCUGUAAAUGAGUACACAACAGUGAGUGACACGUCUCACGAGGGAGUUGUGUUUGAAUUUAAUAUGACUGCCUCGGGCAACCAUGCAGAUGACUGUGGUGGGGACACAGCCAGGGAAAAUUGCUUUAUAUGCUCAACUUGCGGGCAGAGCUUUGAUAGUUUUAGUCAAUUUCAGACGCACCAGUGUAGUGAUAUCACAGAGCAAUCCUUUAGCUGUAAGAUAUGUGGUAAGAUUUUUAAUCAGAUGAGCAUCUUGAAAUUGCACCUUAAACUGCAUGGAGAAUAAAAUCAUUCACGAUUUACUCGUCACGGAAUAAUACACAAUUCUCCACUAAGCUUUGUCACAUUCAUUCAUAACAAAUGGCAACAAGUGAAUUUUCUCACGGUCGACAAAUCAAUAUGAGAUAAUACAUAAUUGAAUACUUGACAUGUCCCAAAACGUCCAAAGGUUAAAGCAGAGGAACAAGAAGCAUUCAGUUUUUCGUUUUCAGUACUGGUCAAGUACAGUCUUUCUUGCUGUAAGGACAAAAAGGUUUCUUUGACAUUUCAACUAUUACAUUUUGAUCUACUCUGUCUUUUCACUCCCAGAAGACUUUUUUUUUUUAAAGAUGAUUAAGGACUGUCGGCUUUGACACUGUUGCUCCUUGCUCGCUUGAAGCAGGCCAGAUCUGGGCUCUGGAGUGGCUUUAAUAAUGACUGAAACUACACAGAGAAACCAAACAAAGUUGAAUAUUUGAAGUGGCAAUUGAAGCUGUCACAUUUUCUUCUGCCAAGACUGAACACUAGUUUUACUUUACUGGAACUACUUCAAUAAUACCUACAUUUGUUUUCAGAAUGGCAAGGGCCAAAUACCAUCAAGUUAAUGUUGAUCCCAUCGCCUACUGAAGUAAUGUGUUUUUGCUGUUCUCACAGUGCAAGUAAAUGUAAACCAGCCCAUUAGGGGUAGUAUUAAAGUAUGGUAUGUUAUCACUAUUGACCGCAAACUUCAACCUCGUACCAAAUCACACGGUUCUUUGCUCUUUUUAUGACAUUUAUUUUGAAAUGUGUCCUUUGAAUAACAAGUACUGAGAAAUAAUUUUGUACUGUAACUCAAUUUUCUGAUUGGAAACAGAUCAACAUAUUUUUUGUUCUUUAGUGUGAGGAAGGGCUGAUGAUAUAUGAAAAUAUCUCAAUAUACUUUUUGGUUAAAGAGUAUUAAGUAGAAUCUGGCUGAAUUGGAACAAAGUUAGUUACUUUUCCAGUGGUGCCCCUAGGAGUUUUUUAUUGGGGUGGCUAUGGGGCCACUGAAAAUCUUGGGGUGGCACCCAAAAAAUACAAACCGUAACUGAAUUUCAGGAAUUCUAUCUUGCUGUUGAAGUGAGCUAGAUGAAAUCUAUUUCAGUAUUGGAAGUAAUUGCAUACUGAUGAAUUUUGGUUUCUUAUUUUACAGUUUAUGUUCUUGGUUAUCUGAUGUGCAUAGACUAUUGCCUGUAGAGUUAACAUUUCGAUUUCCACAACAAUCCUGUUUUAAUGUGUUAUAUAUCUGUGCGUGUUAUUGUUAUUAUUAGGUAUUUCAUUGUUCUUAAAAUAGUUUAGUUGUCCUUUCCUUAAAGAGACAAAUAAACAGCUUUAAUAUAAAGGAUUACAUGGACUUUGAGGACCAAAACAUUUACUGGGAACAAGUUUUUUUUUUCAAGUUUAGGGUAGACUUGUGGGUACCCAUAGAACCCAUUUUCAUUCAGAAAUCUGGAGAGGUAAAGGGACCCCUUUGAAAAUUGCCAUGUGAGUUGUUUCCUCACCAAAAUUUUUGGAGUGUUAAUUAACUUCAUAACAGACAAGCUGUGCCAACAUGGGAUGCCUUUGGUUGUCUUGUUCCACCACAUGCUGAUACCUUUGCGCUAGCUUAAAAAACAUGCGUGCCACAGCCUCUUCUAGGUGGUAAUUUUGGCCUCUAAUAAUUUUUUGCCAGGUGGGGCCAGUAGAGGGGGUGGCAAUUGUAUCAGUGGGCCGUGGCCCCCCUUGGCCCCGCUCUGGGGGCACCAGCGCAGUUUCCUUGUUUUGUCAGAUUUAUUGCUGUGCCAUUGUUAAGAAAAAAUGUGAAAUCAGUCACUUUUACCAGACUUUUAUAAGACAGUCUACCAUUGCUAACUGUAUUGUAUUAAGAUACACUUUUGAGAUGUGGAUCCACAUCAGUAAAAACACAGAAUAAUGCCCAGUUUUUCUUUUGAGAAGGAUACGAGGAUGCUGCUCAUUUUUUUUCUUUUCUUUUUCCUUUUAAGUUGAAGUCAUAUUCAUAGAGAUGUUGAUAAUACAUGUUAAUGGUACUGUUGGACAGUAGUGUCUUGUAUGCUGGCCUCCGUCUUUGUAUAUGAAGUAGUUUAUCCAGCUAGCCAAACAAUCAAAACAAAGUAUGCUCAGAAAGACUCUCAGACCGAGGAGGUUUCGUGUCUUAAAGUUUACUGAGAGACAUGACUUGACUGUGAAACUGAAACACAAACCAAUACAAAAAUAUCCAUGAAUAAAGGCUCUGAUAACCUUCAUUGUCCUAUAACCAAAAUUGUCUUUACAGAAACCAAGGUAAGUAAAUGUAAACAGGCUACAUGGGCUACAGAACUAAACUUUACCAAAUGAACAAUAUUUUUGUUUCACAAUAGCAACAGACAAAUUAAGAAUUAUUAUGACCUAAAACACACAGAUGUGGUCUCCAGUAGCUUCCACAUGCAGAUAAUACAGAGCAAAGAAGAUGAGAGUAGCCUGUAGUACUCGCCAUGUGAUCCUUACCAAAUCCAAAGUUAAACUUAACCCUUCACUAAAACUGCCUUUUCACACUGUGUCACUAGGUGGCAGUAUUAAAUUAGCAAACAUGCAACAGAUACAUUUACUCAUCAGAAUAUGGCAUACAGAAGCCAUGACAUCUUGUAAGUUGAGCCAAACAAACCCUGUCCUUAUAGGAAGCGUACCGUUUACGUCAAGUUAGUUUUUCCAUUAAAGCUAAUGUAAAUAUGUCUUGAUAAUGUUAGCUUGAUAUUCUGUUUGUUUAAUCUUUCAAAAGGCAAAUUGAAAGCAAAUGCUGUCAGACCAGGAUUUCAAACAUACCAGAUCUCCCACUAAUGACAACAUGGUAAUGGUUCAAUGGAGAAAGAAAAGUGACGACAAGUUAAUGCUUAAUGAUAAUGCAGGAAACUUUUGCAGUAUGUAACUAAAAAUGAAAUACCUCAGUGAUACACAGGGUCUCCUUAGUCACCAUGUGUAAAAGACUUCUUCCAUUAUGUUUUCCCUUUGACUGAUAUUUAUUUGGGGGAAGUUUAUUUUUUAUUUUAUUUUUUUCACUAACUAUGUCCUGGGUCAGAGUGAAUGGUGCGGUUUGCAUUUGUUUGGAGCAGGUGGCUGGACCUGAAGAGGUUAUUAAAAUAGUUUAAUAAAACAAGCACUCCAGCUGAGCCUAGAGAAAUGGCAGGUAUCUAGGGCCAGCUGGGUUACUCAAAACCCUUUUCGGUUUAGUGUGAUGAGUACCUCCAUUUUUCACAUUGAAAUGAAAACCAUGGCCCUGCCACUGCAGCAUUAUUUUUGUCUUUUCUUAAUUGUAAGUAUUUACUGAUCAAUUAUAGUCAUUUUUUACAUCCGACACCCAACUGUAGCAUGAAAAACAGAU
Messenger RNA from Plectropomus leopardus (leopard coralgrouper), 5877 nucleotides. RefSeq lists its product as uncharacterized. Gene Ontology annotation, cellular component: nucleus. Gene Ontology annotation, biological process: regulation of gene expression. Lineage: Eukaryota; Metazoa; Chordata; Actinopteri; Perciformes; Serranidae. The record is from RefSeq and is a predicted model, not a curated record.